UUUUGUAUCAAACACGAGGCGAUAUGGAAAUGGCUUCCAGGUUUAAAGAUUCCUCGGGAGAGGAUAUUUACCAUUUUUUCUUCGUCUCGAGUUUUUCUGAAUACACUGUAGUUGACAUCGCACAUCUCGUCAAAAUCUCCCCUGAAAUCCCCGUUGAUAAAGCGGCCUUGCUCAGCUGCUGCGUCUCCACUGGAGUUGGAGCUGCAUGGAAGGUGGCUAACGUGGAGGAAGGUUCCACAGUCGCUAUCUUCGGCCUUGGGGCUGUUGGACUUGCGGUUGCAGAAGGGGCCAGGCUACGUGGGGCUGCAAAGAUCAUCGGUGUAGAUCUCAAUCCAGAAAAAUUUGAAAUAGGUAAACGAUUUGGUAUCACGGACUUCGUCAACCCUGCUUUAUCUGAAGAGAAAAAGAUUAGCCAAGUUAUUAAAGAAAUGACCGAAGGAGGAGUUGACUAUAGUUUUGAAUGCAUUGGUUUAACUUCCUUGAUGGAAGAGGCUUUCAAUAGCACACGCACGGGAUCGGGUAAAACGGUAAUUUUAGGAAUGGAAAAACAUAUGUUGCCAAUAAGCUUGGGUAGUCAUGAUCUUCUCAGAGGCAGAACUGUAUGCGGAACUUUAUUUGGUGGGCUGAAACCUAAACUUGAUAUUCCAAUUCUCGUGGAUAGUUAUUUGAAAAAGGAACUUAAUCUGGACGGUUUUGUUACACACGAGUUAAGCUUUGAGGAAAUUAACAAGGCUUUGGACUUAUUGGUGAAGGGAGAGACUAUCCGUUGUGUCCUAUGGAUGGAUAAGUAAUUGGUUUCCAAUCAUAAUUUGAGCUGAUUGUUGUUGGGAACAAAAAAAACUGUAUUCAAAAUUUAUCAAAUGUUAUUUCCUUUGUUGUGAAUUUGCUGCUUGUAUUGCUUUAAAUAUUUGGUAGAAGAGAAACACAAUUUAUAUCUUCUUUAAAGGUUUAA
Molecule: messenger RNA, 952 nt
Organism: Raphanus sativus (radish)
Lineage: Eukaryota; Viridiplantae; Streptophyta; Magnoliopsida; Brassicales; Brassicaceae
Product: alcohol dehydrogenase-like 5
Biological process (GO): formaldehyde catabolic process
Cellular component (GO): cytosol
Molecular function (GO): zinc ion binding; S-(hydroxymethyl)glutathione dehydrogenase [NAD(P)+] activity
Source: RefSeq, a predicted model, not a curated record